CAUGAGUAAAUAUUGCUGAGACUAAAUCUUCCUUUUCUUAUAUAUUUAUUGCCUUAAUGGACAAGCAUCCCUCUCUAAUGCAUAGACCUAGGUGUGCAAUAAGCAAGCGGUAAGUUUCCAUCUGAUUACCCGCAAUAUCUGAUGGGAACCUUGGUUCUUGCUUUCUUUGCCGCAUGCUGCGUGAUGUGGUCUAUUUUACCUUGUAAGUUGUAACUCCUUAUGCUGGCAAGAAAGCAUUUAAAUCUUGAUAUUAUUUGAUGUUCCACUUCAAGAUUAUUGUGUAGCACUUCUUUUUUAUGUUUAACAUUUAUUUCCUUGCUCAGUUUUCAUAAGAAACAGUUUUGAAGAAUGGUACAUUCAAAAUAAGCAGACCACAAAUAAGUCCAUGGCUAUUACAGACGUCGUGCUAUACCCUACACAAUAAGCUCAAUCUUUCAAACCAUUCAAACAUGAUACGAACUCGUGUGGACCGUUAAGCUUAAGCUGGCCCUCAUGCACAAGCAGAACGAGCUAUUCUUUUUCUGGUCACAUGAGGUUCAUGUGACAAAAUUGGGCUGGUUGGCAUCUUUAACAAACAUCCUGAAACACAUGCACGUAUUAUAUCAUAUGAAAUUCUCUGGCUAACUGGCUUGUUAAGAACUGAGGUCACUGAAUUGUGCAUCACUGUUGGAUGUAUCCCCUACACUUCUCCAGGCGUAGUACUCACUAGAAAUGUUUGUUACUUGCCCAAAAUGCAAAGGAUGUGCAGUAAAGGUUCUUCCUGUGUACAUAUAUAUCAUUGUAUCAGAUAGAACAAGUACUGCACAAGAGCAGUUCUAGUACUACUAGGAUCGGUUGUACAUUAUUUGUCUUUAGACAAUCGUUUUUAUUUCUUUGGUUCCGAUAAGAUUACUAUGUUAGCAACUAGUUGGACCUGUUGAGUCAUAGCAGUUUUGAUUUACUAUUAUCAACCAGUUUAUCGAUCUGUUGAGAAAAACUUUGGCAAAACCCUUUUUACCACUAUUUGGAAAAUCGGAAUAAAGGAAUAUGUGUAUCUGAUGAUGGUUCUGGAUCUACAUAGGGCCCAGCUGAGUUUUCGACAUGUCUGGACGUGAGGUCCGUGAGUACACCAAUCUCACUGAUCCUAAAGAUAGGAAGUUGGGGAAGGGAAAGAUCGACGAUGAAGACGUCACCUUCCAGCGCAUGGUUGCAAAGAAAUUUUGGCUCUCUACUGGGCGGUUGAUGCCAACAGAUGCAGGAUGUUGCUGGUGAGAGGGGAGGGUACCUUCAUGGACGAGGAGCAUUGGACAGUGAUGAUUUGCUUUACCUUAAAGAGCAAAUGGAGGCUGAGGAAGAUGCAGAGCGUCUUCUUCGCCGUACAGAGAAGCGGGCAUUCGCUGCUUUUAAGAAAGCAGCAGUUUUAGCUGAUUCUACACCUGCUAUACCCGCGGCUCUUUGUGUCGAUGCUAGACCAAAAAGUGAUAUAAGGCAACGUGAUCUCUUGAAGAAUAUUGUUGGGAUCAAACCAAAGCGACCCAAAGUUGGCAGCCCAUUGCAAGCAGCAGAGAGCGAUAUGCCUAAGCAGAACCAAGAAGUUUCUGCCAGCAAAAUCCCCUCAUGUCAGAAUCAACCACUUGGUGAACGUGAGAAAGAAUCAUCGCAUGGGCCAGUCAGUUGUGUGCAGCCUGUGUCGAAACCAGCUGAAGCAACAGAGGCUAGGACACAGAAUGUAUCUGGAAGCUUACUUGGUCUGGCGUAUGAUAGCUCAGACGAAGAAUAAGCAGUGGUGUAGGGGACAUCAUUGUAGACUCUGUUGUGUUAGUUUUUCUUUUGUGGCACCGUUGCUAGAUUAUGUUCUUGUGUCAGGACAAUGAAGAACCUUUUCUGGCUACUCCAAUAUAUUCAUCUCUAAUUCGCCAAA
Messenger RNA from Lolium perenne, 1900 nucleotides. RefSeq lists its product as uncharacterized. Lineage: Eukaryota; Viridiplantae; Streptophyta; Magnoliopsida; Poales; Poaceae. The record is from RefSeq and is a predicted model, not a curated record.